AUGGUAGCUGAAUUCUUCGCAUCCCUGUUCGCCCUCAAGUGGAGGGUGACGCGUUUAAGUUUUUCCAUGGUGCUGAAGGUGUGGGACUUGGUUCCGUCGAGCAGGCUCGCCACUUACGGCUCUGUCACAGUAGUGACAGUCAUCGGUCUGGUUCUGCUGCGGAAGUGGAUCGCGGGCGGGGUAUGCCGCAGCCGGGUCCGUCUCAGUGGGAAGACGGUUCUGAUCACCGGAGCCAACACCGGGAUCGGCAAGGAGACGGCCCGGGACAUGGCCUCCAGGGGGGCGCGGGUGGUGAUGGCGUGCCGGGACGUGUCCCGGGCGGAGCUGGCGGCCGAGGAGAUCCGCCGCGCGACGGGGAACCCCAACGUGGCGGUGCGGCCCCUGGACCUGGCGUCUCUGCGCUCCGUACGGCUCUUCGUCAGCGGCUAUGAGGCGAACGAGGACCGGCUGGACAUCCUCAUCAACAACGCCGGGGUGAUGAUGUGUCCCAAAGGGCUGACGGAGGACGGGUAUGAGACCCAGCUGGCUGUCAAUCACCUGGGUCACUUCCUGCUCACCAAUCUCCUCCUGGAGAAGCUGAAGAGCUCCGUCCCCAGCCGGGUCGUCACGGUGUCCAGCAUCGCCCACAGAGGAGGGAAAAUCCACUUUGACGAUCUCUGCUUCGAGAGGACGCCGUACGAUUCGCUGGUCAGCUACAGGCAGAGCAAACUGGCCAACGUCCUCUUCUCUCGGGAGCUAGCCCGCAGGACGAGAGGUUCGGGGGUGACCUCGUACUCGCUGCACCCCGGAGUGAUCCGGACCGAGCUGAGCCGGCACGUGGAGCUGGGUCACCCGGUGCUGAAGACGCUGCUGUGGGUCCCGGCGCUCCUGCUGAUGAAGACCCCGUGGCAGGGGGCCCAGACCUCGGUCUACUGUGCCGUGUCCCCGCGGCUGGAGGACCGGUCCGGCUGCUACUUCAGUGACUGUGUGGUGAAGGAGACGGCCCCUGAGGGGCGGGAUGACCUGGUGGCUCUGCGGCUCUGGGAGGUCAGCUCUCGGCUGGUGGGGCUCGAGGAGACGGACAGACCCCAGCCUGCAACCCAAAAUCAGCCAGCCUCCGAUCCUGCAGGGGGAGCCAGUGAGCUCCUCACGCCCACAGACAUCUGA
Messenger RNA from Conger conger (European conger), 1146 nucleotides. RefSeq names its product retinol-DH_like_SDR_c domain-containing protein (gene crdh). Lineage: Eukaryota; Metazoa; Chordata; Actinopteri; Anguilliformes; Congridae. The coding region runs from base 1 to 1146 and encodes 381 amino acids. The transcript is spliced from 9 exons. The record is from RefSeq and is a predicted model, not a curated record.